Molecule: messenger RNA, 1648 nt
Organism: Nymphaea colorata (pocket water lily)
Lineage: Eukaryota; Viridiplantae; Streptophyta; Magnoliopsida; Nymphaeales; Nymphaeaceae
Exons: 9
Coding region: 69-1094 (341 amino acids)
Source: RefSeq, a predicted model, not a curated record
AGUAUGAGGCUGUUGACCUCAAAUCCCCAUGAAGGCGAUCGACAGCUCCGCCAUCAAGUACUCCUCACAUGGCCCUUCCUCUGGCUGCGAGUAGCUCCAGACCCUUCAUAGGACACCAUCCCUUCAAGUUUGGGGCACACCCUUCUCCGUUCGCACCCCCCUGCCUUCUUCCCGGCACCUCUCUUCGCAAUUCUACUCAUUUUCCGACUUGUAGAAGGCUCAGAAUGGAAAGCCAAUCGUGUUGCUCUUCUUUUCCCGAUGCAACUUCUGCGGAUCUGGAUGUCUCUUCUGCUGGUUUGAUUAGAGAAGAGGAUUUACUAAUUGUGGGUCCUGGUGUGCUCGGUCGUAUUGUGGCAGAAAAAUGGAGAUUGGAAAAUCCAGCGUGCAAAAUUUUUGGACAGACAGUGACUACAAAUCACCAUGAUGAGUUGCUUAAGAUUGGGAUUACACCUUCCCUAAGAGAUUCAAAAACAACAUAUAAGUUUCCAUAUGUCAUCUUUUGUGCUCCUCCUUCUCAAACCAUAGACUAUCCAAGUGAAUUAAGGCUAGCUGCAUCAAAGUGGAGCGGUGAGGGCUCAUUCUUGUUUACAUCAAGCACAGCUGUUUAUGACUCCGAAGACAAUGGGUGGUGCUCUGAGGACAGUCCAGUUUUGCCAAUUGGGAGAAGUCCUCGGGCAGAUGUUCUUCUUAAAGCAGAAAAGGAAGUCCUUGAGGUUGGUGGCUGUGUGGUUAGACUAGCAGGACUUUAUAGUUCUAGUAAGGGUGCCCACUUAUAUUGGCUGGAGAAAGGCACUGUUGACAGUCGUCCAGAUCAUAUACUGAAUCUUAUUCACUAUGAGGACGCAGCAUCUCUUGCAAUUACAAUUUUAAAGAAGCAGCUUCGCGGUAGGGUGUUCUUGGGUUGUGACAAUCAUCCUUUAUCGAGGGUGGAGCUGAUGGACAUUGUGAAUAGAAGCCGAAAAUUCAACAAAACCUUUCAGGGAUUUACUGGAACUAGUGGCCCACUGGGGAAGAGGUUAAGCAACUUGAAAACACGCGCCGAGCUUGGUUGGGAGCCAAAAUACCAGAGCUUUGAGAGUUUCCUGGGGGUAUGAAGUUGCGAUUCCUCUGAGUAAUGCUAGAUGCAGGGACAUCCACAAUUUUGGGACUCUUAAACGUUACUGUUGAACAAUCACAUUUUUCACGGCCACGCAGAUCAUUCACCUGCCACUAUUGUUUUCAGCAUAUUCAAAUAAACGUUGCAGCUUGGUAUCAUCAUACCACCCGUACCUGAAUGUACUGAGAUCAUUGUUCAAAUUUAAGAUCUGGAAAAUCCAGAUGAGUGACUGUUUAAGGCUUCUAUUGCCCAGCACACGCAGGUCUUGGAACCAAAAGGAGGGGAAGUGGGAGCGGUUUCGAUGGUGAAAGUGAAAUACCACUACUUUUAACAUUACCUUGCCUGUUUUGUUAGUCUCUGGUUAUUGACUUAAUGCGAUUGUGGUAACAGAAUACCCAAAGAAUGGUAUUUGACAAUUCCAACCAGUGGCUUCUCUUGGAUUAUCAAAAGAUUGGUGCUUGACGGCAGAUAUUUUUUGGCUUGAUGAGGCUUGUUCUUCCCCAUCAUGUGAACUGAAAUUGGGUUUCUGAAAUCAAAGUGUUGUUAAACACA